CGGAAGUUCGGUACUUCCGGGAGCUUCCGCUGUCUCCUAGAUCGCGUGAGAAUGGCAGGGAGGAGGAGAAGCGUGGUACGUAAGACAUUUCUGCGGCUGAUCCAAGAUGGCGACUCCGACCCUACCUCUGGAGUUAAUGACCUUCAAAGAUGUAGCUGUAGACUUCACCCAGGAAGAGUGGGCCCUGUUAGACCCAUCCCAGAGAAAGCUGUUUACAGAAGUGAUGAUGGAGAAUAUUAAUCUUCUGGUCUCAGUGGGAUGUCAGGUCUUCAGAUCAGAUAUGCUUUUCCAGUUAACACAAGGAAAGGGAGUGUGGAGAGAAGGCGUAGGAUUUCUUGAAAACCAGAUUCAAGUCAGGAAAAGUGCCUUUAAAAAGCAAGAAGUGAUGAUCAUGCAAUCUGCCUGCAGAAAAGACACUUCUAACAUCAUGCCAUUGCAGAUAACUCACACUCAAAAGAAUUCCAUUAAAUGCAGUUAUUUGCAAGAAGAUUUCACAAAGAGAUCCACAGUAAGUCUGCAAGCAGUAAUUAAAAUGAGAAAGAAACCGUAUUUCCAUAAACCACUUUGGAAAGUCUUCUCUGAUGAGUCAUCUUUUAAUCACACUAGCAGUAAAUCACAGGAGUGUCAUCAAAAUGCUAAAGCUUUUAUUAAAAGCUCUGAAAAUAGACAAUACAAUGCAAGUCACAUUGGCGAUAAACCAUAUGAAUGCCUUCUAUGUGGGAAAACCUUCAGUAGAACUUCUUAUCUUCGAAAGCAUGAGAGAACUCACACAGGAGAGAAACCCUAUGAAUGUUGUCUCUGUUGCAAAGCCUUCAAGCAAUCUGCUCAUCUUCGACAACAUGAGAAAACUCACACAGGAGAGAAGCCGUAUGAAUGUCACUUAUGUGGGAAAGCCUUCUCUCGGCCUGCUCAUCUUCGAGAACAUAAGAGAGCUCACACUGGAGAGAAACCCUAUGAAUGCCAUUGGUGUGGGAAAGUCUUCAAUUAUAGCUCUAACCUUAAACAACAUGAGAGAUCUCACACUGGAAAGAAAGCUCAUGAAUAUCUUCUAUAUGGGAAAGCUUUCAGUCAAUCUGCUAACCUUUGACAACAUGACAGCUCACACUGGAGAAGAGCAAUACUGAGCCUUCAUUCACUGCUCUUCACUCAGUUGACAUGAGGGAUCUCACACUGGAGAGAAACCCUAUGAAUGCCAUCCAUGUGGGGAGUCAUUGGUCUUCCCUUAACAGGGAACUCACACUGGAAGAAAAUGUUUACAUGCCUUUUACAUGGGAAAGCUUUGUCUCAUAGUUAUGCCCUCAGGUAACACAAGAGAAUGCACCAUGGACAGAUGCCAUAAGAAUACCGUCUGUAUUGGAAAACUUUAAUUUUUCUAACCUUAAAAAACAACACAGUAUCAUUCAAACUUGAGAGAAACCCUAUGAAUGCCAUCAGUGUGGGUAAGCCUUACUCCAUAUUCUGACCUUAGAUGAAAUGAGAGAACUCUUACUAUGAAUAUUUUGAAUAUGGGUAAGAUUUCAGCCAUAGCUUUAACCAUUAAACACACCAGAGAACUCACAUAUGGCAGAAACACUAUGUAAUCAUUAAGGUAGUGCCUUUAGUCAUCUGCACUAUUUCAUUUAUUCCACAAAAGUUCAUGUAGGAGAGAAUCCAUAUGAGUGUCACCUAUGUAUCAAAAACCUUAAUAGAUAUUCUGAUGAUAUGUGAGAGAAAUAAUAUAAAUCCAGUAGAAGUGGAGACUUCAUCUGCUACUCUAAAUGAUAAGCAAACUAGAGAAAUCAUGUGAUAUAUACUGCAUACCCUACUUCAAUUAAAAUGUUAACUCCAUGAAACACAAAGUAUGUAAUCACUGUGUAGUAUUGUUCAGUGUAACACAAGCAUUGGUAUGCUAAAGGAAAUUCAACCUAGGACUAAUCAUGAAAAUACAAAUAAGAGGGAAAAAUCUUUAUUAGGAGAAUGAAUCCCCUUGGAGGAGAUGAGAAAUGUCAUGGUGGAGAAUGCAUUUAAUGUAAAAUCAUGGGAAAUCACUUAUUCAGUGAUUGGGAACUUGUGAGCAACAGUUGUGUCUCUGUAAGGGAUAGUAUUUGAAAGGAUUGAACAGAUUAUUGGGUAUUUGAGAGCUGAGUUAUGGAGAUCAAUGAUGGAAAUUCCAUAGGUUUAUGGAUAGGAGAAUGUGUAAGGUGUGUGAUUUGGGUGUCUUCAAGGAUAUAUGAAUAUGAUUCUGUGGUUGCCUCAAUGGAUCAGUGAUGGACAUUUUUUGAGUCAGUGAUUUAAAGGGUAGGAACAGAUAUGUUCACUUUCUUUCUGGCGUUAGGGGAAAGAAUGCUUCAUCUCAGUGGCUACAAUAUUUAUUAGUGGGUGAGGGUCAUGCACACAGUAGCUCACUGAGUUAAGCUGAGGUUCAGAUAGUUCCCAUUUCCUCUAAUUGCUGAUUAGGGAGUAACAACAAACCCCCCCCCCCCCCCCCAAGAAUUGUCUUAACCAAAGGGGUAAUAGAUUCCAAAAUAUGCAGGGCCCAUACACAGUGUCAUUAUGUUGGUCCACGUGGAAAUCCAGCCUUCACAUUAAUUUUGGAAAAAUUAUGAUUCAGAGCAUCCAUAUAUGAACACCAGCUAAUUUCAUGAGUGUGUAAGACUGCUGAAUGCUUCCCUACUAAAAUUGGGGCUACUAGAAGUAUUUCUCUUCUUACCAAUACACCUCAUAUUUUGUGAAGCAUUGGAAGGCUGGUUUAUUUACCCUAAAUAUAGACCCAGAAAAUGUCUUUCCUCAUCACUUCCAUUAUAUAGACACAGUGCUGGACUUAGGUAGUAUAAUAAGUCAGAGUACAAAGAGAGAAAACUUGAGAAAGGAAAAGAAAACUACUUUUACCUUCAGAUGACAUGGUUGGGUAUUUAGAAGCCACUAUUAAAUUUAUGAAAAUAUUAGAGGCUGUUAGCAUAUCUAGUAAGGUCACAGGGUCCAAAGUAAAAAUAAAAUUCAGUUUCUAUAUACUGGAAACUUAAUGAGAGAUAUUCUGUGUUCCUUGGCUCGUAAUUUCCUGGUGUAAGAACUUCCACAUCCAAUUGGUGGAGCAACCAAUAGCAGAAGCAGUCAUGGGAAAUUCAGCUAUUUCAUAGAUGUCAAUGAAGUUAAGUCCAUUAUCCUCAUCCAGUCAGGGAUCAUUCUCAGCCUCUCUUCCACCAGGAUCUCAAGCUUCAUUGGGUGUGAGAAGCAGGUUUUGUAUCCUUCAUUGACUGUAUCAUUGCAAAGAUGUUCAUCAUAAUAGGACCCUUGCCCUAUGCAUCAACACAAAUGACAUAAAUGGUGACUUUCCACACCACAAGUUUCCAAUGGUCCCUUCACUGCAUGUUAGAUUUCACCUAUCACAUCAUCCGUCUACCUGACCAGGCUGCUAAACCAUUGGUGUUGACUUACCUCAUGAGACAAUAGAAAGGUACCGUGGGGUGCUUGGGUCCAAGUGUUCCAGGAUAAAUUAGGGUCAUUCACAAUUCAGCCCAUUGAGCAUAUUCAUGAAUCUGGCUUCUCUGAAUUUUGGUGCAUGGAGAGAAGGGCCUUGAGGAUCAUUGUUUUGGCAAACUUCUGCAAAUGUCUCAUGCAUGCAUGCCACUUCCUGGGGACCUGGCCAAAGCACAGUCCUCAAUUUACCACUACCAUUUGAUGAUGCUGUUUUCAUUGUGGAUACCUUAGUGUUCUGAUUACACAGGACACAAGGUAUCAUGGGGAUUUCUAGCCUCAGGAGGACCUGAAAGCUCUUGGUAAUCCUUUCAGUUUCCACCAAGGGCUAAUAGCACAGCAGAAGUUGCCUUUCAUAGAAUUAGUGCUUGGCUGCAUCUGGCAACUUUGUGGUCUAAAAACACAUGGCUCUUCUUUCCAUGUGACCCACUGUCAUGUUUCCCUUCCACUAAAAUAGUGUUCAAUGUCCAAAUAGCUUUAAUUACACAGGGGUAACCCCUAAUAAGUUCUUCUUUAUGGCCUUUGUGUAAUUGGUACUUGAGUCAACUCUCAAUAUUCUAUUACCUCAUUUGCUUGGAGGUCAUAGGAUGAAAGGCCAAUAUGCAAUGGGAGCACACCGAUUGCUGGGCUGCAGGAGCUGUAAAUGAGAUAUGAUCUGACUGGCAUCUUGUACAUCAGAUCACAUAGCCUAAGUGUUUCUCCAAGGCUGCAGUGGUGGUCCCAGCAUCCACAUGGUGCAUAUGAAUUGCUGUCCCGUAUCAGGAGUGGUGAGCCACCAUUGGAACCCAUGCCUAGGGAUAAGCAGUGUAAUGUGGUUGGUUUUCCACUCUCAUGCAGGGCCUAAUCUGCAAUUGAUAUGACCCGACACACCAUGUUGUGUGGCCUGGGCUCAUUGUCAGGAGUCACAUGACUGCUGUGCCUUUGAACUCUGCCUCUUCUAAUGUGACUCCUAAUGAUCUGGCCCAUUCUUGCAUAUGAGUUCCACUUCUGUGUCCAGCAUGCAGUCAUGGCAACUUGUUUGUUGUAUGGUUGAUCAACAUGGAAUUUUCAUUUGUGUUAUGCUUCAAAUGGCCUUUUCAAAUGGGUGUCAACAAUGGUGACAAAUUGAUCUGCUUCAUACCUCUCAAGAUGUUACUAAUAUCCCUGUGCCCACAAGGAGGAAGUUCUUUACACUACUCAUUGGUUUGCCAGUCACUAGACAAUAUGGAUAGUCAGAUUGCAAAAGCCCAUGAAUCUGUAAAUAUAUAGCAGAAAGUUGUUGGGGUAGCCUGCACAACUGUCAGCACCACAUGGAGUUCAGCCUUUUGGACAGAAUACCCUUGUCCAGUCUGUCAAAAGGUGAAUAUUCUAGGAACAGAUGGCCACAUUGGUCAAAUGGACUCCAUCAGCAAUGAGUUUUGCAGUUUGAUCUGAGCCAAGCCAUAUCAUCAUCUGGACUAUCCCACUUAGCCAAGGGAGGGGCAGGACCAUACCCUGUGGGCUGUUCAGCCCCAAACAGCAAAGUAGAACUUUGUUUAUAGAGUUGGUUAACUCCCUGAGGUCCUGCUGAGGAUGUACUAUUUCUGGAGUAUUGUUGAACCUGUCCUACUUUAGUAGAAUUAGUGAGUUUCCAUGUGGUGAUGGACAGUUCUCAGUUUCCACUUAGUCCCGGUAACAGACUAAACACUGUCAUUUGUAGAGGUGUGGUGGUAUUUAGUGGCCACCAGUUUUCAUAUCCAGAGCCCUAGGGAGAGUACACUACAAUAGCAGUUUCUUCUUGCCACAGCUUCCCAUUUGUGUGUGUAGGAGGCAUGAAGAUCAGUAGUUUCAUAGGAAUGUCAAGCUCCAUUGGCCCAGGUGGCAGUGUUCCACUGCAUGUUGCAUGUUCUCUAGAGCCUGUUGUUGGAUCUGCAUUCAGAGGCCACCUUGUGGGUGACCUUAACUAGAUGGUCUAAAAGAAUGCCCAGAUGUGUAAUAGUUUCUCUAGUAGCCAAACAUACCUUUCAGCUGUUUGGACUCUCUCUUGGUAAUGAAAGCUGCAAUAAUAAUGAGUUUGGUUUAACUUUGGUGUGCUCCUCUGAAUGCCAGCUCUGGUGGUUUGAAGGUCUUUGUACCCCAGAAAAACAUGUUCUUUAAUCCAUUCCUGUGGGUGUAAACCCAUUUUAAGUAAGAUCUUUCGAUAAGGCUACUUAAGGUGUGACCCACUUCAAUCUGAAUGGUUUUUAGUCCUAUUACUGGAGUCCUUUACAAGACAGUGAAAUUCAGACAAAAAAAGCCACAGAAGCAAGAAGUUGAAAUCAAACCUGGAAGAGGAGGAAGAGACCAGCAGAUGCCACCAUGUGCCUUGUCAUGUGGCAGAGGAGCCAAGGGUACUUGGCAGCUGGUCUUCAUGAAGAAAGCAUCUCCUUGGUGAUGCCUUGAUUUUAACGUUUUCUCAGAAUCUAAACAUAAAUACAUCUCCAUUGUGCAAGCCUAAACAUUGCAUUUCAGGCCUGUGGACCUUAUCAGGGAUGAUUGUCUAACCUGUAGAUGUUACAGUAUCUAACACCAUAUAUAGGACAUGUUCAAUCAGUUGCUUAGUGGAGCCUACAAUGAACCUGUCAUCAAUAUAUUACAUAACAAGUUCUUCUUUGGCUAACUAUGCUUGUUAACAGUCUAUCCUGCCCACUAGUGACAUAUUGCAGAGUAAUUGAAGUAUCUCUUGAGGAAGCAGAUCAGGCGCAUAUUAUAGGCCAUUCCACAUGAAUGCAAAUUGAUCUUGAUCUUUGUCCCACAAAGUGAUUGAGAAAAAAGCAUUAGCCAGGUGAAAAACAGCGUCUCAGUCCCCUGAGUGGGUGCCACAACCUUAGUGACAGCAAUGGUGUCAAGUAAAGCAGGGACCAAGGGCAGCACCUCAGCAUUUUCUUCCUUAUCUGUUAACCUCUAGGCUACUGAUGUCUUUAUACAGGGCACAACUAGAUAAAUGGUGACAAGACGGUUCUUACACAGCGUGCAGUACAUCUUGAAACAGUAUAGUAAUUUCCUUUUCUUCAACUGUGGAUUAAUAUUGAUUUUAUUAAAUAACCCAACAAGGCUUGGGUAUUUCAGGUGGCAAAAGUAGAGAACAUAAUACAUGGAUAUGGCUUCAAUUCAUUGUUUUGAGGAUAUGUUCUCAAGAAAUGAGGGUGUUCCUUGCUGCAAGCAGCCCAAAUGUCAAGACAGUAAUGCACUCAGAAGUGGGAACCACUACCACUGGAAGCACAAACAACCCAAACAGCCCCACCCAAUACACAUUUGCUUUCCAUGGCUAACGAAGUACAUUGCAAGCCCCCCAGAGCCACUGGUUUGCCCUUGCCGCUGUUGGGCCCCAGGAUUAGCCACUUGACCACCUGUAUAAGCAUCAUGCAAGUUUGGAUCUCCCACUUUUAAACCUUCCACCCUGAAAAAAAAAAAAAAAUGCCUAAGGUUGGCUCACU
This is a messenger RNA of Choloepus didactylus (southern two-toed sloth), 6887 nucleotides long. Its product is annotated as zinc finger protein 596-like. Gene Ontology annotation, biological process: regulation of transcription by RNA polymerase II. Gene Ontology annotation, molecular function: DNA-binding transcription factor activity; RNA polymerase II cis-regulatory region sequence-specific DNA binding. The transcript has 5 exons. The record is from RefSeq and is a predicted model, not a curated record. The coding region runs from base 107 to 1087 and encodes 326 amino acids. NCBI's taxonomy places the organism in Eukaryota, Metazoa, Chordata, Mammalia, Pilosa, Megalonychidae.